This is a messenger RNA of Salvelinus sp. IW2-2015, 895 nucleotides long. RefSeq lists its product as uncharacterized. The record is from RefSeq and is a predicted model, not a curated record. NCBI's taxonomy places the organism in Eukaryota, Metazoa, Chordata, Actinopteri, Salmoniformes, Salmonidae.
CAUCAAGUAAGCAACCGGCUAAUUCCCAACGUCCACUGGGUAUAUUUGGCUUUUAUUUUAAAAACUUUAGUCUACCAGUUUGAUACAUCAUGGAGAAAAGACCAAUCAAAUUUGGGAUUAUUCUUACUUUGGCUGUUUCAGCACUCCUUUUCUUUGAUGAUGUUGUGCCUGCUUCCCAUUUACGGAGGGCAACACCCAGCAGCAACGACAAGACCACCCCAGCUACGCUGUCCGCCUACUACAUAUGCGUCAGAAUCACCAACCGGAUUUACACUGAGUCACUCAAUAAUCAAAGCUCUAAGGAGUACAAACAGCUGAGGAAACAGGUGGAGCAGAUGGUGGAUGACGUCCACAGCCCUUUGCCAGAGUCUGACAAAUAUAUGGGUGUAUUUGAUAUCAUUUUCAGUAAUGGAUCCGUCAUUGCAAACUCGACAGUAAUGUUUGGGACUACAUUCAUGAUCACUCCAACUUUGGUUAAAAGUCUAUUUUCCACUCAUAUCCAAUCAAAUAAAUCCAAAGCCCUUGACCUGGACCGCGUCUAUACUGAAGGUCAACUUCCAAUAAAAGCCACACUACCUCUUGUAGCACGUACCACAGCAACCGCAGCUGCCUUAGUUAGUACCCUCACAAACACCACCACUAGUCCUGACAAAAACAAUACAAUUAGCAACAUAACCACCCCUAGUCCUGAAGACCAUAACAGUACAAUUAGCAACAUAACCACCCCUAUUCCUGGAGACCAUAACACUACAAUUAGCAACAUAACCACCCAUAUUCCUGGAGACCAUAACACUACAAUUAGCAACAUUAACCACCCAUAUUCCUGGAGACCAUAACACUACAAUUAGCAACAUAACCACCCCUAGUCCUGAAGACCAUAACAGUACAAUAGCAA